Messenger RNA from Mycotypha africana, 706 nucleotides. Its product is annotated as putative 40S ribosomal protein S12. The record is from RefSeq and is a predicted model, not a curated record. The coding region runs from base 242 to 679 and encodes 145 amino acids. Gene Ontology annotation, cellular component: cytosolic small ribosomal subunit; ribosome. NCBI's taxonomy places the organism in Eukaryota, Fungi, Mucoromycota, Mucoromycetes, Mucorales, Mycotyphaceae. The transcript has 4 exons. Gene Ontology annotation, biological process: translation. Gene Ontology annotation, molecular function: structural constituent of ribosome.
AUGCUUCCAAACUUUCAAUUUAAUGCAACAGAUUAGAAUUUGCAAUUACAGUCAGGUUCUGUACCUGAAUUGGGGCAAUUUUGUCCGGUGCGGACUGUUUAGCGGCUUAUUAAUUCUCCGCAUCCUGGGACAAGGAUACUCUUGUGGUAACUAAGAACAUAAAAGUGCUGUCGUACUGUCAGUUGGAAGGCCCCUCCUCUUUUCCUUAUAGUCGAAUCUGAUCUAUUUUGAAUAUUCACAGAUGUCUGACCACGAAGAUAUCGUUGAUAACACCCAAGAAGUCGAAGUUGUUUCUGCUGAAGCCACCUCUGGACAAAUGUCCGUUGAAGAUGCUCUUCAAGAAGUUCUCCGUCGUGCUCUUGUUCACGAUGGUCUUGCUCGUGGUUUAAAGGAAGCCGUCAAGGCUCUCGACAGACGUCAAGCUCACUUGGCUGUUCUCUGUGAAUCCGUCACUGAAGCCGAAUACCUCAAGCUUGUUGAAGCUCUCUGCGCUGAACACAACAUCAACUUGAUCAAGGUUUCCGAUGCCAAGAAGCUCGGUGAAUGGGCCGGUCUCUGUAAGAUUGAUCGUGAUGGUAACGCUCGUAAGGUCGUUGGUUGUUCUUGUGUUGCCGUUACUGACUUCGGAGAAGAAUCUGAAGCUAUGAACGUUCUUUUGGACUACUUCAAGUCUCGUUAAAUACUCAUAUAUUACAUAUGUACAAUA